GUAUGCUAGACUUACUUACAAGAACUUUUUUAUCUUAAAUCUGCCUUGAUUUCAAUGUGUUGCUGUGCAAUUUUAUGCUUUUAUGUGGACAACAAAAUGAAGUCCAUGCCAUGCAUGCAGGACAUCAGGUUGCACUGAAAUUGAAGAGCUUUUAUAUGCAUUUGGGAUCAAACACCAAGGAGUAGCGUGAUUAUCCCAUGGGGGUGGUUACUACCAUGGCCUCCGACUCCUCCCUGCAACCUCAAGCCGAGAACCCUGCUCCAGGCAAGCCAUGCAGCAGCGGCCCUGUCAUUGCACACAGGUUGGAGGUGGGUGUCGAACCUCGAGGGAAGCACUAUGUGUGUGGUUCGGUGGCUGCUUUUACCAACAUCAUUAUCACCUUCCCCAUUCAGAAGGUGCUGUUCCGGCAACAGCUGCAUGGCCUGCUAGCAACUGAGGCAGUACGUCAACUUCAAAAUGAAGGCUUACGAACCCUGUAUCGUGGUCUGCUGCCUCCACUGUUGCAGAAGACGGUUACAGUAGCUUUGAUGUUUGGCCUGUACGAGGACUUUUCACGACUGCUUUUAGAUCACAGUGGGUUUUGCGGUGCUCCCGAAAUUUUGACACGCAGCACAGCAGCAAUUUUGGCUGGCACAGCUGAGGCAGUCCUGACACCAUUUGAGCGUGUGCAGACGCUACUUCAGGAUCACAGGCAUGCUGGGCGUUUCCGCAACACGGCACACGCCUUUGGUACACUUCUGCGCCAGCACGGAGUGAGCGAGUGCUACCGUGGCUUGGUACCGGUGCUGCUGCGCAACGGGCCUAGCAACAUGCUCUUCUUCGGACUCCGUGGACCAAUCAGAGAAUGUCUGCCCGAAGCCCACACCCAUGCUGGACACAUGUUGUAUGACUUUGUGUGUGGAGGGCUGCUGGGAGCCGCGCUUGGUGUCCUCUUCUACCCGCUGAAUGUGGCAAAGUCCAGGGCACAGGCGCAGGUUGGAGGUGUGUUCGUGCCCUGCAGCCAGGUGCUUCAGGAAGUGUGGAGGGAGCGGGGCAGGAGUGUGGCGAAGCUGUUCCGUGGUGCGACUCUCAACUACCACCGCUCUUUGCUCUCAUGGGGCAUUAUUAACGCGACGUAUGAACUGUUGCUGAAAUUCAUAUGAGGAGUAAGGGAGGCAUGAAGUGAGAAGGGAGAAAGGAAAAAUCAUACAAGAUGCUUGCUAUCCAAACUGACUAUAUUUGUUCUUUGCCACAGCAUAGUCUUGAAGCUCAAGGCCACUGCCAUUUCCUUUUGUAUUCACCUACAGAUUUAACAAGGACGUGCUGACAAAAAAAGAACGCUAAUCCGAUUCCUUUCCGAACAGCCAUAGCCCUCUUUUACACCCUCGCAAAGACCCUCACUGAAAGCGUUUUAUAAAGCUUCGAGAUGGGAAUCAAGAUGGUGUUACAUGACUGAACAGCAUUUGUCUGUGGAAAAUUUGUGAUUUUUAUUUCUACUAAUCCUAAAUAAACACACAGAUUGUUUCAUGGACCAUA
This is a messenger RNA of Tachysurus vachellii, 1515 nucleotides long. RefSeq names its product solute carrier family 25 member 51b (gene slc25a51b). Bases 198 to 1142 code for a protein of 314 amino acids. The transcript is spliced from 2 exons. Lineage: Eukaryota; Metazoa; Chordata; Actinopteri; Siluriformes; Bagridae. The record is from RefSeq and is a predicted model, not a curated record.